UUUCCAUAAAAAUGCGCGAAAGUUUAGUGAAUGAGUGACUAGACCGUAUUUGUCUAUGGCGGGAAAUUACGUUUUAUUUUUAAUUAUAACUUUCCAGAAAUUUUAUUUAUAUCUUAAAUAUUAUUUUUUAAAAUAUCUUAUUUUAUAUACAUUUUCAGAUAUUUAUAAAAUAUUGACCUAUAUAUACCUAUAUAAUACGGAGAGAGAGUACGGAGAAAAGAAAUUGAAAAAUUGAGAAACAUAAUUACGAGACGUACAAUACAAUGACGAAGAAUCUACCACCUGGUUACGUGUUCGCACCGAGCGAAGAAGAACUGAUUGUUGAUUAUCUUGAAAAGAAGGUUAAUGGACACUCAUUACCAAUGCACAUCAAUGAAGAUAAUGUCUACUUGUAUAAUCCAUGGCAACUCAUACAAAAAUAUCCAUUGCAGAGGUUCGAUGAGGGUUGCUUAUACUUAUUUAGUCCGCUACAUAAAUUAUCAGAAGGUGGAAACAAACGACCUUCUCGAUCAGCUGGAGACGGACACUACAGAAGUUCGAGAUGUUAUCCAAUAAUCUCCUCUGAAGGCAACACAAUUGGCUACGAAACACAUCUAAAGUUUUAUAUGGGAAAACCAUCUAAUAAGGAUGAUGACGACAACAAAACUAAUUGGCUUCUAACAGAGUAUAGAUUAAUGAACAAACAACCAAAUAACAACAACAAGACUACUCUUGAUGAAUGUGUUUUGUGCAAACUGUACUAUAAUGAUCAAAAAGAAGAUGAAGAUGAAGAUGAAGAUGAAGAGAGUAGAAAACGAAAGAGAUUUACUACAUCUACAACAACAGAAGAAGAUCAAAAAGAAGAAGACAACAAGAAUAAUGAUCCUCUGUCUCUGUCACAACAACAUGAAUCCAAUCCUCCUAAUCCUAAUCCUAAUCCUAAUCUAUCAGUAGAAGAAUGGGAAUCAUAUUUCAACAUUACUCUAGAUCAACAUUUAGAAGAAGAAGAUUUAGAAGAUGAUGAUGAUACACUUUUCUUUAAUCAGCUCAACCAAGCAGACUAUCCACCGCAACACUACUUCGAUGAUCCACCAUAUAAUCUUGCUCCACAACACCAACACAAUCAUAAUGAUAUUGACAAUCAUAUCCAAAAUCUUCUUCAACUUCUGAAUCACAACUGUGAGAAUGAGAACCACAACUCCAACAACAACAUCAUAUUCUAAGUGUUUCAAUUCAUUUCUAUUACAACCACAACAACAACAACUUCAAUCAAUACAACAUCAACUAAUAACAUAAUUAAUUAUUAUAAUUUUCUCAUAAACACAUGCAUUGUAAUUUUCUUCAACUAUAAUUAACACAUUAAUCAUGUAAUCUUCAGUCACAUUUAAUACAUACUUAAAUAUAUAUAUUAAUUAAUUGUUUCUUUUUCUUUAAUUGGGAAUUAUUCAACUCAUAAUAUAUAACUACUCUCUAAAUGCAUUAAUUCACUUGAAAAAAGCUUCAAUUUCUUACAAUAUUAAUUAACUAAA
Molecule: messenger RNA, 1508 nt
Organism: Cannabis sativa
Lineage: Eukaryota; Viridiplantae; Streptophyta; Magnoliopsida; Rosales; Cannabaceae
Product: NAC domain-containing protein 72-like
Exons: 2
Coding region: 264-1202 (312 amino acids)
Biological process (GO): regulation of DNA-templated transcription
Molecular function (GO): DNA binding
Source: RefSeq, a predicted model, not a curated record